Tetranychus urticae (two-spotted spider mite) is the source of this 1002-nucleotide messenger RNA. RefSeq lists its product as uncharacterized. Gene Ontology annotation, cellular component: cytoplasm. NCBI's taxonomy places the organism in Eukaryota, Metazoa, Arthropoda, Arachnida, Trombidiformes, Tetranychidae. Gene Ontology annotation, molecular function: oxidoreductase activity. The record is from RefSeq and is a predicted model, not a curated record.
AAACUCAAUAUUAUUAUUAUUGAGAAUUACAAUCAACCUUUGGCUACAAUCCAAAUAUUCAAAAAAUUGAUUCUAAGUUGAUCAUUGAUAUACUCGUUUCAUCAGAAAAAAAUGUUUCGUUCAAUCAUACUUUUAGCCUGUUUGGCUUCAACUUUUGCAAGUGAUGCCACCCAUAACAACAUGCUUAAUGUUUCUUCUAUUCUCAUCACUGGAACAAACAAAGGAAUUGGUCUUGAAUUCAUUCGUCAACUAGCUUCACUGGAACCUAAAAUUCCGAAUAUUAUUGCUACUUGUCGAGACCCAGAUACUGCUGAGGAAUUGAAAUCAAUAGCCAAAGCCAGCAAUAAUGUUCAUAUUCUGAAACUGGAUGUAACUGAUUACAAUUCUUUCGAUGCCUUCUAUGCUGAAGUUGAAAAAAUUGUUGGUGAAUCAGGUUUGGACAUAUUGAUAAACAAUGCUGGAAUAGCGAUCAUGACACCUCUUGAUGAAGUCACUCCUGAAGAGUUCAGGAAAAAUUUUGAAGUCAAUACUAUCGGACCUUACAUGUUAGCCAGAAAAUUAACUCCUCUUAUUAAGGUUUCUCAUCUAAAGUUUAUUAUUGCAAUGUCAUCCACCGCUGGAAGUGUUUCAAGUACUAGUGAGAUACUUGGAGGCUUCCCUGCUUACAGAGCCAGCAAGGCUGCUCUUAAUAUGAUUACUCGAACCUACGGUGAUCAUGUCAAGAAGGAUGGUAUUACUAGUGUAAUGAUGUUUCCAGGUUGGGUCAAAACUGAGCUUGGUGGACCCGGUGCAGUACUUGAAAUCCCCUUUAGUGUUGGUAAUAUGAUUAAAACCAUCUCCACUCUUGAUGCUGAAAAUAAUGGUUGCUUCAUUGAUUAUGAGGGAAUCACUGUCCCAUGGUAAUGGUGCCUGAUCAUUUUGGAUUAUUACAGUUCACAGAAUAAAUUGUCACUGUUAUUGUUGAAAAUGUAACGAAAUUAAAGCUCCAAUACAUCAAUAAUA